GAGGCACUCCCGGGGGUCACAUGGUCCCGUUUUCAGCCGCGUGCGGGCAGGCAUGCAGUGCGUCCUCGUUCGUUUCCUAGGGAUGAGCGAGACUGAGCAAAACCAGGCCGAUUUGGAAACUGCGGCUCAGACCUACACGGAUAGAGCCAGUGACAGCAUAGACGCUUUUCGUAAUUUUUUCACUGACACUGCUCACAGAGAAGUGAUUCUCUUUACGCAGGAACUUGGUCGAUAGCAGAUGCAUCCUUUGGUACAGUUUAUUAACGUUGGUUCUAAAUAUUUUAAUGAGUAUUCGAACUCAAACAGAGCUAUUAUUAUAAAGAGGAACAUAAUGACAUCGUUAUAACAGAGAAUAUAUAUUAAGGACCUGCUUUUUGCCAAGAAAUUAUCCUUUCCCAAGCUGUUUUCUUUUUUCACCGAUAUCUAUAUGAAUGUUUUGGAGCUCAGGAUGGCAACAACAGCAAUGGACACAAAUAACAACAAUACAGGUAAAUGUUCAGGAUUAUUUUGUUGUGCGUGUUUAAUGGAUGCCGUAUUUGUGGUUAUAAUGUGUUUUACGCAUAUUGUUUUGGCUACCUGGCUUGCUGGCAGUCUGCUGAAGCUCUUUACAGUUUGUUGUUUAUCAGUCCGAAAUGCGUAAAUCAAUGAUGAGUUGUAUUGUAUUGAUGUACACCUGUCGAUUAAGUAGAGCCACUUUUGUAUAUGGGACUUACGUGGCAUCCUUGUGAUGCAACACUAGAUGGGGGAAAGUUCAGUGGGUCUCUGUACAGUUCUCCUCAUGCCAAACCUCUGCCAAACCUCAGUGCAUGACUGAUUAUGCUUGAAGUAGGCCUAUUCCUUAUACAGUGUGUAUUUUGCAUUCACUGAUGAUUGUGUGUUAUCGUUACUGUAGCCUAUAGAUUUUACCCCAACUGUUCGACAUAAUUGUCAUUGUCAAGGUCGAAUUACUGGCCUCAGUAAAAGUAAAAUGAAGAAAUAUUGUAUCGUGAAGUUUGUAAUAGCCUAUAAGUUAUCUGUACAUUUCCUUAAAGAAGUAUUUCAAAUACUAUACAUUGUUUGAUGGUGUGCGUGUGGUAGGUAGAAAAUCAUGGGUUAAGACAGUGUUCUAAAAUAGUUCGGGGGGAAGUAGGUCAUGUCAGGUGUACGGACAUCCCUUUGAUGCAGGCAUCCGCGCAUGUUUUUGGCCCAAUUCACAUGGCCCGCCAAGCUAGCCAUGUGCGUUUUGUUUUCAAUCACUGUUCUCCACCAAUCACCAUUGGUAUAGAGAGCAAGCUCAUUACAUAAUUUCUCGUCAGAGUCCCAUGUGUGAAGCAGUAUUGGAUGCCAUGUGCGCACUGCUAUUGGAUAGCUGGCGGGUGAAAUUAUUGCGAUUCGAUCAGGACGUCUUUGAGUCACGUGUUAGAUUGAAAAGUGGGACACGAACAUUUAUGUAAGGCAUCGUAAUUUAUUGUUUCUGGCAUAAUUACACUGGCAUAACCAAAUACUUGCUCGGUGAUUUGGGCAUUUCCUUUCGAUAUCGAAGAUGUCCAAAAUAAAACUACCUUUAUUAUAUUAUUAUUAGGGCAAGGCGAUAGUAGGUCUAAUAAAGCAUUUAUAGGUUCAUUCAUUCGAAUAUAGGUUGAGUAAAUACAUGUCCAAUACAGAAAAUAAUAUUGUACAGCUACAACAUAGCAAAGUGAAAACAUUGAUAGGUACCAAGCUUUUCAGUUCUAUUCAGCAAGUAUGCUGUAAAUUACAUUAGAAUAUCUAAUGAGUAUAUUGUGGGAAUUGACUGUCUAUUAGGUACCAUGGAUAGCGCCAGGCGGGUGGGAACGUGAGGCUGUCCUAGAAACAGUUGGUGUGUUCUAUGGGCGUGUAUUGCGCAACCAGUCAGGUUGACAGUCUUUUUAUUUUUUUUAUUGAUUGAGGUUGCCAGUCUCGUUGAACACCCUGAUGUCGGAGGCGCGCACGUUGAGUAGGGGCGUGACUAGAAUGUACUCCAGCCAGCCUACACUAGUGUUGCUCCUCGAGCAACACAAGUCUUCUGCCCAACCUGUUUUCAUUCUAUGGCUCUCCCACGCAUAGCUUUCGAUGUAUUAUUAUAUUUAUUUCAAGUACUUCACUCUGAAUGUAUGUUUACUCACAAAGACUAAUUCAAUAUUCAGAGCUAUAUCUAUUGAUAUUGUUUCAUCAUUUCACAUUGACUUUACAAGUGUUGGUUUAAAUGGCAGGUUAUUGAUUUUGAUAGAAAAGCAAUCUUUAUUUUCCACUCACUGAUUGGUUAUUGUGGGUAAUACAUUUUUUUUAGAUAGAAAGACAGGAGGUGGAAGACAGAGCAAAAGGGAGUGAAAACAUGAGAUGGAGAGAGAGGGAGGAGCGUUAAUACUAUAACACCAGGCAGGACAAGCAAGUGCACAUGUUGUGGAUAUUAUGGUGACACCUGACACAGUGACCCUAUAAGACCUUAUGUUCCUUUCCACAGUGAAUUAUGUUUCUCCCUCAGGGCUGCCUGGUUGGCUGGAAUCUGAGAUUGGAAUGUCUCAAAAAGAACAGAACAGGACAGACAAACAUUCUCUCACUGUUUGUGCAAUCAUCCAGAUUUAAAUGUCAGGAUCACAGAACAGAAGUAUAGAGUUUGGUUUUAUUGAGCACAAAACAAUGAUCCCAUCAUUCAAUAGGCCUCAACAACACCAAUAAAAUGUCCUGCAAAGGUAUCAAAGACUCCUUAAAACAACACAUUAUCUCCUCACAACAACACAUUAUCUCCUUACAACAACACAAUACAGUUGAUCUGGUAUUAGAGCACAGGUUAAUUGGGGUCAACAGGAAGUGCAGAAAGUAUUGGGCACAUGCUUUGUAGGUUCGGCUUUCGGCAGGGACGCUGUGUGUGGCAAAUGGCGGGGCACACCACUUGGCAUUUAAAAAGCGAUUAGCAAUUCCCGGUAGCCUUGUGCGUGGCACCCCCCGGCGACCGGGCACGAGUUGGUGUGUGGGUGGCCAGCUGUGGCGAAACGUGAUCCUUGGACGGAACUUGUGAGAAUUAGCCUUCACAGCGGGAGAAACUGAGACAGCUGGAUUAGAACAAGAGGCAGGGAGAAAGAGAAUGAAAGUGAGAGAGGGAGAAGAGAAACAGAGUAUGAGCAAGAUAGAGUACAGAGGAGAGGGGGUGUGAAGAGAAAAGAACAGGGAGUUUCAAGGAGAGUGAAAAUAGAGAGAUGGAGAGAAAGGAAAGUAGGGCAAGGGAACGUUGUCAGGAGAGUUCCAACAAAGAGAGAGAGAGAGAGCGCAAGAGUAUCUACAUCCACUCGUGUGGGUGGCUAUGUCUGGCCAAUGAGACUGCACAACAGCAAUAGCACUGUCUGUGCUAUUGGGCAGCAUCCAAAAAGAACAUGCUCAUUCUUCAUGCUGCAUUAGCGUCUUCCCAUAAUGUAAAUAAUGUUCUGUAGGCGAUGCUUGCUCACGGGGCACAACCCACACAGGACAAUCUUGCCCUUAUGGCUUCCUAUAAAUGUACUCUGUGGUCAGGGCAUCUGUUUUGGAAAGAGUGGUGGCCUCUGAACUAGAGAAAUAAACGGAAAGCCAGUCAGGGCAGCCUUUCCUGCCAACAUUUCCUGGAAAGCAGUGUUCUUUUCCAGCCACUUGUCUUCUUGGACUCUCCCCAGCCACUCUGUUGCUAUGGGUAUCCUAACAUUGCCACGGUUUCCUUGCCUUGCAUAAUUGUCCUGUGUAGCUAAGGGAACAUUUGGAAUGUACAGAAUUAUACAAAGUUGCAGCCACCCCCUCGUUUUUUGUCAGUGAACGUGAAUGGGCGCAAUAUCAAUCCGAACCAGUGGGCGUCCUCUCUCUAACCCUCUUCCUCUUGACCUCUUCUGUCAGUUGACUGAUGUCCAGUGGUUAGAGGCAAAGAACGGAGCACUAAAUGUGACAAAUCAAAUGAUCUCACUGUUUUUAAACCACACAUCCAUUCUAACAAGUUGUCCUCUCGCUUUUGCAUUUGUCCACCAGGGGGCGUAAUAUCCUACAUCGGCUCCAGUAGCUGCUCACCGAACCGCACCAGCCCGGUGUCUAUGUACAGCGAGAACUCCUUUGGGGCCUCCUUCCCUCCCUCCCCCAACAGCUCCCAGGGCUACUCCAGUGCCUACUCCGGCAGUGGCAGCUCCAGCUCCUCCAAUGGUGAUGAUGGCAACUCCUCUUCCGGCUCCGGAGGGUCCCCAAGGCCUAGGGGUCGUAAUGACAACAGCAUCUCUCGCUGCUCCCCCAGCAAGUCCGUGGCAAGCGUUACCAGUAAGUAGACCCCCAUACCAGAACCUAUCUGUCACUGCUGGAACUGCAGCUUUAAGUGUUUUUGGAGCUUGGACUCAUUGUCUGACCUUCUCUUUAUGUUUGUAACAGAACUAAAUGGGAUGGUGCUGCUGUGUAAAGUGUGUGGAGACGUCGCCUCAGGCUUCCACUAUGGCGUCCAUGCCUGUGAGGGCUGCAAGGGAUUCUUCCGACGCAGUAUCCAGCAGAACAUCCAGUACAAAAAGUGCCUGAAGAACGAGACCUGCACCAUCAUGAGGAUCAACCGCAACCGCUGCCAGCAGUGCCGCUUCAAAAAGUGUCUGUCCGUGGGCAUGUCCCGCGAUGGUAAGCAUAGCUUUACAUGCUAAAACAUGACACAAAUAGCCACAAAAUGGCUGAUAGAUCUAUUACACUCUCAUCCCUAUUAGGACUGUUGACUUGACAUUGGUCUCUUUCUCUCUCUCCAGCUGUACGCUUUGGCAGAAUACCUAAGCGUGAGAAGCAGCGCAUGCUCGCAGAGAUGCAGAGCACAAUGAACAACAUGAACAACAUGCAAAAUGAGUUCCAGCUGGCCAGCCUGACCCACAACUCUCCCCCUUCUCCCACUUCCUCCUCUCCCUGCCCAGGUCUGACUGUGGCACCCCAUCCCCAGCCUCAGGCCCUGCCUUUCGCCCCUUCCCCCUCUCCUCCAGCACAAGCCCCUGCUUCCCCUCUGCCCCUACCAUCCACCCAAAGCCCGUCAAUGUUGGCCAGCUCUCCACCCCUGUGCCCCAGCCCUGGGGUGGACUGCACCAUAACGGCCAUUACCCGGGCGCACCGUGAGACCUUUGUCUACGCCCACGAUAAGCUGGGCGAGUCCACGAGACAGCAUAACGGAGAGGUGGACAACUGGGGCUCCAACUACUGUCCUGCAGGCUACCAUCAGAACGGCCUCAACACAAUCUACCACCACAACAACAACGUGGCCCUCCAGCACCAUGGCUUCCAGGCCAUGUCUGACAGACAUCAUCAGAACAACGGCAAGCAGUUCCACAACAGCAACCUGUUUGGGAGCCACCAAGGCAUUGAGACCAGCAGCGUCUCCCAGGGGCAGAACUUCCCAUGGAAAAACCACAAGGACAUUGUGCUGGUGAGUCACUAAACAGAGCUGCAACAUUGAAAAGAUCUUGAUGUUAAAGAUUGUCAAUAAUAGUGUCAUGUAGUCAUAGCAUAUAGGAAAAUGCUGAUUACGAUUCUCCUCACUCCUCCAGGCAUGUCCAAUGAACAUGUGCCCCCAAGCCGAACCCAACAAGACCCCCCAGGAGAUCUGGGAGGACUUCUCGCUCAGCUUCACGCCGGCUGUGCGCGAGGUGGUGGAGUUCGCCAAGCACAUUCCAGGGUUCAGUGCACUCUCAGAGAACGACCAAGUCACCCUGCUCAAGGCCGGCACCUUUGAGGUAGGCAUCCGUGAAAUGUGUGCAAACACAGAUAUGCAAAGAAACUUCACUCAGUGAUCAACAAAAAUACUCACAGCUUGAGAAGAUACGAUGACUCACCACUCACUCGCUUUCCCCUUGCUUCUGUUACAGGUCUUGAUGGUGCGCUUUGCCUCCCUCUUUAACGUGAAGGAGCAGACGGUCACCUUCAUCUCUGGUGCCACCUACAGCCUGGAGAGCCUGAAGGGCAUGGGCAUGGGAGGCCUGCUAGACACCAUGUUUGAAUUCAGCGAGAAGCUCAACUCCCUGGAGCUCACGGCCGAGGAGCUGGGUCUCUUCACCGCUGUAGUGCUAGUGUCUGCAGGUAAGAACAAUGAGAAGCCUUAUUUAUUACUUUAACAACAUAUCUAAGCAGUCAGAGCUCAAGUACUGUACUUCUCCUGCCAGUAAAUCACCAUGACUAAUGUUCCCUCUAAGCUGUGUGCGGGAUUGCCGUGCAGAAUAAAUAUCAGCCCGCGCAGAGAAGCAUGAGAUUGAACUUCACUCAACUUUCUAGAGUUUUCCCCCUUAGUUGACACUAUCAAUGUUUCCCUUUACUGUGGGAAUUGUGAUCAAAUCAACGCAAUAUUAGCCACUUUCAAUGCAACAAAACAAACUAUGCAAGGGAUUUUGUUGUAGGCAGAAUGCAUCGGAGUAGGAUUCUAUUGCAUUGACACGCACGACUCAGCCCGUACACUACACAGACUGGUGCGGCAUAACCAAUCAGAGCUGCAGUAGGCCUAUAUGCAAAUAGGCUAUUACCAUAUAUGGAUCUGGGCCAUUCACUUUGAACUGGACUGUGUUUACAGCAUGAGCGGUCAUGAGUAGAUGCGCUUGUUUUGAGAUAAAAGCAAGCGCUGCAUGUAGCCAGGUGUUCAUAUCCUUUGCUAGUCAGUGAGUUAUUAGCCCAGUUGGGGCGGCAGGUAGCUUAGUGGUUAAGAGCGUUGUGCCAGUAACCAAAAGGUCGCUGGUUCUAAUCCCUGAGCCGACUAGGUGAAAAAUCUGUCGAUGUGCCCUUGAGCAAGGCACUUAACCCUAAUUGCUCCUGUAAGUCGCUCUGGAUAAGAGCGUCUGCUAAAUGACUAAAAUGUUAUAGAUCAUUUGUAGUCAGCAAUGGGGGAGUGAAUGCUUCCUACAAGAGCACAAAACGUGUACAUUUCUAGAGUUGGAUAAAGAGCUUUUUUUUGUCUUGUAUUUUGAGAGAGGCUUGAAUAAGCUAUGUUUCAAAAAGGCAGUGGCAUCAUUUGUCUGAUUCUCUGUAAUAAUGGUAUGGGAAUAAUAAUGCAUUUUAUUUUGUAAAGUAGUUUCAUCAAACAACACAACAACAUUUUCAGUCAAGCCCUGCAUGUUUUUUUUCAAAUGUCUCAUGGAAUGUAGGCCUACAUUGAACACCACACAUUACUUUAGGCUGAAUAAUAGAACAGCUAUUUCCAUGUUAAAAUGUUAUGGGAUGCAUUUUUUUCUCCAUUGUUUUUGAUGGUAGGCCUACAUUAUGAUCAAAUAGCCACAGUAGCCUACUUAACCACUGUCUGAAACUGUUACUUAAAGCGGGUACAGCCUCAGUGUUUUGUGCACUGGAAGUUGCACAGAAUUUUCACAAUGUUCAAGUUUGCGCUCAGCAGGCCUGAAAUUUGCUCAGUGCCGAAGAAAAUUAGAGGGAACAUUGACCACGACACUUAAAAAAAUCACUCACUAUUAUGGCAUAGUAAUGGUCUGUACUAACGUGUAAAGUAGUCUAACGGUGCUCUCUUUCUUAUCUGUCCUCUUUCAGAUCGUUCAGGCAUCGAGAACAUAAACUCAGUGGAGCUGCUUCAGGAGUCUCUGAUCAGAGUGCUGCGUGCCCUGGUCAGCAAGAGCAACCCCUGCGACGCCUCUCGCUUCACCAAGCUGCUACUCAAGAUGCCCGACCUGCGCACCCUCAACAAUAUGCACUCAGAGAAGCUGCUGUCUUUCCGCAUCGACGCAUAAGAAUGUCGCCACUGAUGACAAGAAAACCCGUCUGGAAUCGUCGCCUAUCUCCACCUCACAGACAGUGGUGGUUGGGCGGCUAAGGGGUGGGGCAAGUUGGGAGAGGUGACAGGGGAUCUUAUUCCACCUGCUCGCUUGCCCCCUUUCAGGGACACCCGCCCGCCUCCGAGUUGACUGAUGUGCACAUCAGCCAAUGACAUGGCCGAGAGACAGUGACUGACAACUGAGAGGGGUAGGGCCAAUAGACCCAUGGAGAGGAGGGAGACGAAGCCCUCUACAUAAAUGAUUUUAGGUGGUCGCAGCUCAAAACUGCCCAGAACAAGUGCCCCCUCUACACCAGCUGGUCUGAGGGGGCCAGAGACCACUUGUCGGUUGAGGUGAACCCAAAACCAGCAUGGGGCUUUACUACCCCACAUGUCCAGCUAGGCCUGGUUCCUUCCAAGAGGCUGCUAUAUGCAUAUUAAACCAUCUGCUCUCUGUUUUAUCACAACUGUAAAUAAUCAGUCAAAUGUAUGCAGUGUUGUACACUUGAUUCAUACUGAAAACUGAGUUUGUACAAAUUUGUAAAUAUAAACAUCAAUAGGCCUACUUCAAAUGUUUGGAAAAAUAUUUUUUUUUUUGUUAAGAUGAAAUGCUCAAAGGUGCAAAGUUAUAAAUGUGUGGGUACACAUGUAUACACUUUAUUUGAGUGUAUGGGUAUGAAAAACAAUAUCCUGUAGUUCAAAAAUGUUUUAUGUAAAGAAGGCAUUAUAAAAAAAAUACUU
Messenger RNA from Coregonus sp. 'balchen', 8446 nucleotides. The record is from the annotation of a GenBank genome assembly. Lineage: Eukaryota; Metazoa; Chordata; Actinopteri; Salmoniformes; Salmonidae.